GUCCUUUUCCCGUCAGCUUCAGGUAGCUCCUUAUAAAGAGAGAGACUCAACUCUGCCCCUCUAGCACUGUAACUAGGGCCAAGGAUCACACAGGAGAGCUGUGCUAUGCACACUCCCGUACAUGCACUCAUCUCUUAACGGAGUCAACCAGUCUCUGGUGUUCAGUCCUACGAAUGAUCCGAUGAUGGGGAUCCUUGGAAAUGGCACCGUCCUCCCGAACGGGAGCGAUCCUUUCGGUAGAAACGAAGAGGUCGCAAAAAUAGAGAUAACGGUCCUGAGCAUCACCUUUGUGGUGGCCGUGAUUGGGAACGUCAGUGUCUUGCUGGCCAUGUACAACACUAAGAAAAAGACGUCGAGAAUGCACCUCUUCAUCCGGCACCUUAGUAUUGCUGACCUAGUGGUCGCCUUCUUUCAGGUCCUGCCGCAGAUAUGCUGGGAGAUCACCUUUCGCUUCUACGGACCAGAUUUCCUGUGCAGGAUAGUGAAGCACCUCCAGGUGAUGGGCAUGUUCGCCUCCACCUACAUGAUGGUGAUGAUGACCCUGGACCGUUAUAUCGCCAUCUGCCACCCUCUGAAAACCCUCCAGCAGCCCACCCAGCGGUCUUACAUCAUGAUCAUUAGCACCUGGAUGAGUAGUCUGGUCCUCAGCAUGCCGCAGUACUUUAUAUUCUCCCUGAGUGAGAUCAAGAACGGUUCGGAGGUAUACGACUGCUGGGGCCACUUCAUAGAACCGUGGGGCGUAAAAGCAUACAUUACUUGGAUAACCGUUGGCAUCUUCCUCAUCCCCGUGUUCAUUCUGAUGAUAUUCUACGGGUUCAUCUGCCACAGCAUAUGGAAAAAUAUCAAGUAUAAGACCAAGAAGACACCCGUGGGAGGUGCGUCUAAAAACGGUCUAAUGGGAAAGAACUCCGUUAGCAGCGUCACCACUAUAUCCAGAGCGAAGUUGAGAACGGUCAAAAUGACUUUUGUGAUUGUUGUGGCGUACAUUAUUUGCUGGUCACCUUUCUUCAUCGUACAGAUGUGGUCGGUUUGGGAUGAGAACUUCGCAUGGGAUGAUUCUGAGAACACGGCUGUCUCACUGUCUGCGCUCCUCGCGAGUCUUAACAGCUGCUGUAACCCGUGGAUAUACAUGAUCUUCAGCGGGCAUCUCCUACACGACUUCACUCACUGUUUCCCGUGCUGUAAUAACUUACGCCACAAGUUCAAGAAAGAGGACUCUGACAGCAGUCUCCGGAGAAAUACGCUAUUGAGUAAAAUGACCAACCGGAGCCCAACAUGCAGUUCGGGCACAUGGAAAGACCCUGACAACUCGACCAAGUCUUCCGUUCCAUCUAUCCAAACGGAGACCUAACACAGCGCGUUUUAAAAGCACAAACACACGACAGAGAUGAUUUAUAGUUAAUUAACUCUUAUUGACUUGACAAUUAUACAACUUUCAAGGCACCACUUAAAACCGUUGAGAUAUUGACGCUGAUUGAUUAUUUCAUGUGUCUCUAAAAUAUAUUUGUGAUUAUGAAGUGGUUUUGGGGUUUAUUGUCUGGUAUGCCAGUCUUGACAACGUCAAAGUGAUAAACUAUUUAUUCUGGUAUAAACCAUUAUUAUAUAUGUGUGCCAUAUACAGUCCAGUGUUUCAUCAGGUUCAAAACCUGAUUCUCUGGAGUCUACUAUUGUUAAUAAUGACUGAAUUAGGCUACAUCAGAUCUGAAUUUGAAAAUGUAUAGUGGAAAAGAAACAGGUCAUCUGAACAUAUUUACAUUUCCAACAGCCACAGCUAUAUCACCUGAGUUCUUUUUCUUUUUCACAUCCUAUAACAUUCCACAUUCCAGAGUCCUCUUUUCUAUGUAUUCUGAGUUGACAUGAUCCAGCCUAGGGAUUUCUACAGCAAAACCCAGACCACUUCGGAUGACAAAUUACAGAUCCGUGACCAAGAUGCAUGAUUUAGAUUAUCACAGUCAUGCAUGCUAUUAAAAGUAAAUGCACUUUUCUUUUGAUAACAGUUAGCCUGCUGUUUGUUUGUGUGUGUGACUAUGUGUUGGCCAUAUAUGCCCAGUGAGCCUAUCUCUCAGUGUGAAAUUAAAUACAUUUGGCCCUCACUGUUUACAAACUAACAUAGGUAGGUGCCUGUCUGCCGGCCUGGUUGACUUCUACACAGACCCCCCAUGGUGUGUUGUGGUCAGAAUGGCUCUUCCAUUAGCCACGUCUUCUAGUAACCAAGAGGAUCAGCUCUUUUAGGUGUCUGACCUUAUUUUGUCCUGUGUCUCCCAACUACUGUUUUGCAUCCUGUUUUGCAUCCUUGUUUUUCAAGCCUGAACCAAAGAUAAAUGGAUUCUGGAUAAAAGCUGCAUGUGUGCUGAAAUCAGGAUCUCAAUUCUACCUCACAUUGGACCAUUUUCCAUCCUUUUCUUCAGUGACUAUUUCCCAAAACAAUUCGUAGCUCAUAAAUCUAUGAGAAAUUGUUUCUGCUGCAUUUAGAACCUUUAAAAAAAUGACCUUAAUCUAAAUGUCCAUUGGAACAUUAUCAUUAGUCAUCUCGUUUAUACAGUUCACCAAUGUCGUUAAGGCCGUCAUUGUAAAUAAAAAUGUGUUCUUACCUGACUUGCCUAGUUAAAUAAAGGUUAAAUAUAUAUAUAUAUUUUUAAAUAACCCCUAGUUAAAUCACUGGCCUCCGUGGCUGGAGCAUCUGUGGACAAUGUUGAGAGACCAGAUGUGACUGUCCCUCAGCUUGAGAAUAACUAACUGGUUGUGCCAUGUACUAUGUAUGCAUUAACCUCAUUAACCGUAUUUUCCUACAAAGAGAGAAUUGUCUGGUGGAUGAGAUGAACUGUGUAUGAAUGUAUGUUUAGGGGGUGAAGUGAGUGAAAUAGUAGCGGCCGUUUGAGAAGAAAUAGAGCCUACUGUUCUGUAUAAGCCAUACUGUAUGUAUGUCUUUAUAUAUAU
This is a messenger RNA of Oncorhynchus keta (chum salmon), 2937 nucleotides long. Its product is annotated as arg8-vasotocin receptor-like. Lineage: Eukaryota; Metazoa; Chordata; Actinopteri; Salmoniformes; Salmonidae. Gene Ontology annotation, biological process: regulation of systemic arterial blood pressure by vasopressin; positive regulation of vasoconstriction; G protein-coupled receptor signaling pathway. The coding region runs from base 122 to 1351 and encodes 409 amino acids. The record is from RefSeq and is a predicted model, not a curated record. The transcript has 2 exons. Gene Ontology annotation, cellular component: membrane. Gene Ontology annotation, molecular function: peptide binding; vasopressin receptor activity.